GAGAUUUUUGCACAGCUUGUCCACCUUGUUGCUCCUGUGGCAGCUCCAGCAUGCAUGUCAGCCUUCCUGUUGUUUUGAUCUGAACGCAAAUCUCACGUUGAUCUUCUCAUCCAGCAGCUCGAUUAGCGGGAGGACGCAGCCCCAGCCUUCAUUCUGGAGGGAAAGGCCCCAGUUGAGUCCAGGAGGGGGGACGGAGGAGCUGGGGAGGCCAGCUCUCUCAGCCCCAGCCCUGCCGCUCUGCCUGUAGCCCAAACAGAGAGCCCCGGGCCCUGGCAGAGCGAGAGCCUGCUGGCAGAGUCUUGGUCUACGAUGGGCGACGUGGAUCCUGAGGACACGAAGAGCCUGGACAGCAGUGAUGGGGCGGUUCAGACCGGAGAGGAGAACCACUCCUCCAACUCUGACAUGGUCCAUUUGGAGCGAGAGGAGGCUGAAAUGCUCGAGGAGGCGGAGGAGGAGGCAGAGGAGGAGGUGGAGGAAGAGGAUGAGCUGCAGUCCAGCGUGUUGAGCGUUCUGGGUGGAGAGAGGGAGCUGGUUGAGUUGAGGGAGGAGGAGAAGGACCUCCAGGCCCCUGAAACUGAGGGCCUCCUGGUGUCAGCGGAGGAGCCACGAGUAGAGAGGGAGCCUGCAGAGUUCAUGCAGGUGGUCCCUCCAAUGGCUCUGCCUCCUCUACCUAUCGUCAGGCUCCAUCCACCCUCCACAACAUCCACGCCAAUCCCUUCAACCACGACCUCUGAAGCUGAGGAGCCUUACACCUCUGAGGGGCUCCAUCCACCGUUCAUCUUUGCACCGAUGGAAGUCAAGCCGCCGACUGAGAGGCAGGAGCAGCAAAAAUUCUCACAGAUUCCCCUCUCGGAUGUGGAGGAACAUUCUCCCGAGGCGCCUGAAGCAGCGGUAGAAAAGUCGGAGCCCUCACCUCCACCAAAGACUAAAAAACCUUGCAGCUCUACCCAGCUGCUGUUCAGAAACGCUGCAUUAGUGGCUGUAGUAGGAGUUAUAGCAUAUGGCGCAGUAUCCCUCUGCAGGAAGUAGAAACCCUUUCCCCUAUCCCAGAAUCCCUCUCCAACACAGGUCUUUGUUUUUAAUGUAUUCCAAAAGAAAUAUUCCACUUCUGGAUUUUACAACCUUUGUAUUGUACUUCUUAUUAGAUGCAUUAAUUUGAUAUUUUUGGAAUCACUUGUGCUACCUCAGCUCACAGCAGAGCUCAUGGCCUUUGUUCUUUCUGUAUGUAAUAGAUUUCUGAGGAAUUGUAGCCAAUAUUAUGCAAAUCUGGAAUGUAAAAUCAACCUUGUAUGGUACAAUUUUAAAGAAUCCUGAAACUUGUUCUGAGUUUCUUUGUGUCGUUGUGUCUCUUAUAACAUCAUAGAAUUGGAUAACAGUUACACUUGAAAUGCCAUCUGGGGACAAAUAAAGGUUUUUGAAUUUGAA
Messenger RNA from Cheilinus undulatus (humphead wrasse), 1425 nucleotides. Its product is annotated as bcl-2-like protein 13. NCBI's taxonomy places the organism in Eukaryota, Metazoa, Chordata, Actinopteri, Labriformes, Labridae. Bases 310 to 1029 code for a protein of 239 amino acids. The transcript has 2 exons. The record is from RefSeq and is a predicted model, not a curated record.